Messenger RNA from Culex pipiens pallens (northern house mosquito), 1502 nucleotides. RefSeq names its product serine--tRNA ligase, mitochondrial (gene SerRS-m). Bases 114 to 1442 code for a protein of 442 amino acids. Gene Ontology annotation, biological process: mitochondrial seryl-tRNA aminoacylation. Gene Ontology annotation, molecular function: tRNA binding; ATP binding; serine-tRNA ligase activity. Lineage: Eukaryota; Metazoa; Arthropoda; Insecta; Diptera; Culicidae. Gene Ontology annotation, cellular component: mitochondrion. The record is from RefSeq and is a predicted model, not a curated record. The transcript is spliced from 3 exons.
CGUUGUUUAUAUUUUUGCGGUCUUUUGCGUAAUUUUUAGUUGAAACCGUUCUGUGUUUUAAAAAAUCAUAAAAAUUCAAUGAAAUCAGUCAAAUUUUGAACAGUUUUUCAACAAUGUUAGCAUUUAAAAGUUUAUCCGUUCUAAAAUCAUUCCACUUGGAGCAAAAACUAGUCACCUACGCCCGUUUCGUUCAUCACAAGUUUCACCUGGUGAAACCGAGCUAUGACACCGAUUACCUGCUAAAUCCGGCCAACAUACCGGAAAUCCAGCACAACAUUGAGCACCGCAAAGGCGUCGGAAACAUUCAGCUGGUCCAUGAGUUAAACAGUAAACUCCGUUCACUUCCCGCCAAUGCAGGUGAGGCAGAAAGAUCCCAACUAAAUGAUCAACUUCAGGCGGAGUUGAGAAAAAUUCCCAACCGAACCCAUCCGGGCGUGCUGCAGCACGGUGCGGAUCCCAAAGUGGUGCGGUACUACAACGAGAAGCCGUCCCUCGGCGAGGGGGCAAAGGUGUUUGAGUUUUCCGAGAUGACCAAAAAAAUGAACAUCUUUCGGAUGGAAAAGCUGGGCAACUUUACCGGCCACAAGUCGUACUAUCUAACGGGCGAGUUGGCCGAGCUGGAGCAAGCCCUCAUCCGGUACGCGCUCUCAAAACUCCUGGCACGCAACUUCCACCUCAUCACCGUGCCGGACAUCCUGCCGGCUCGCAUAAUCGAAAGCUGCGGCAUGAGCACCCACGGCGAACGCAACCAGGUGUACAAACUCAACUACCCGCACGAAACGCUCUGCCUGUCGGGCACUUCCGAGAUGGCCCUGGCGGGAUACUUUGCCGGAACCGUAACGGAGGAGUCGCGACUGCCGCUCAAGCUGACCGCCGUCAGUCGGUGCUUCCGGGCGGAAACUUCGGCACUGCACGAGGAGAAGGGCAUCUACCGGGUGCAUCAGUUCACCAAGGUUGAGAUGUUCUCCGUGUGCCGGCCCGACCAGUCGGAGGCGAUGCUGGAGGAGUUUCGGGACAUCGAGGUGGAUCUGUUUGACGCGCUGGGCGUUCACUUCCAGCUGUUGGACAUGCCCGCGUGCGAGUUGGGUGCGCCUGCCUACCGGAAGUAUGACAUCGAAGCGUGGAUGCCGGGCAGGGGCAUGUACGGGGAAAUUUCUAGCUGUAGCGAUUGUACGGAUUAUCAGGCGAGGAGAUUGGGAAUUCAAUAUCGCUCCGGAAGCGACAACAGUCAGCUGAACUAUGCGCACACGGUCAACGGAACGGCGUGCGCAAUACCACGAAUGUUAAUUGCCCUGCUGGAGAACUUCCAAAACAAAGACUACACCAUUACGGUUCCGGAACCGUUGCGACCCUUCAUGCGAGGGAAGGACAAAAUUAGCCGAAAGAAAGUGUUGCCCGAACUGAAGCUAACCAAGCGAUUAGCUCAGGAGGAAAUUUGUUAAGAUCGGUUAUCGUUACGCAGAAUAAGAAUUGUUUAAAUAAAAUCAAUUAAUAUGAAAAGA